Messenger RNA from Nycticebus coucang (slow loris), 6055 nucleotides. It is a transcript of the gene ZBTB14, whose product is annotated as zinc finger and BTB domain containing 14. Gene Ontology annotation, cellular component: nucleus. The coding region runs from base 310 to 1659 and encodes 449 amino acids. Gene Ontology annotation, molecular function: RNA polymerase II cis-regulatory region sequence-specific DNA binding; DNA-binding transcription factor activity, RNA polymerase II-specific; protein binding. Gene Ontology annotation, biological process: regulation of transcription by RNA polymerase II. Lineage: Eukaryota; Metazoa; Chordata; Mammalia; Primates; Lorisidae. The transcript has 3 exons. The record is from RefSeq and is a predicted model, not a curated record.
GUUCACGGCCGGCUAGACAUUCUGUGCUCGUGCAGGAGGAGGGCUCCUACCAUCAGGGACGUGCACGAUUCCCCCCCACCCCGCCCCCUCCCCAAACUAAAAAAAAAAAAAUCCAAAACACACUGCCACCCACCGUGCCCCCGCGCCCCGCGUCCAUCCCGUCCAGGCCUGCGUGCUAGUGAGCGCGGGGAACCCACGGCGAGUCUCUGUGGCUGUGCCAGGCUGCAGAUCUGGCGUGCUUUUGAUCAGAGUUCCUCUGAUCUGAAGAUUUUGACGUUUGAGGCAUUAAGAUAAUAGCCUGUGUUGUUCAUGGAGUUUUUCAUCAGUAUGUCUGAAACCAUUAAAUAUAAUGACGAUGAUCAUAAAACUCUGUUUCUGAAAACACUAAAUGAACAACGCCUAGAAGGAGAAUUUUGUGAUAUUGCUAUUGUGGUUGAAGAUGUGAAAUUCAGAGCACACAGAUGUGUUCUUGCCGCCUGCAGCACCUACUUUAAAAAGCUUUUCAAGAAGCUUGAAGUUGAUAGUUCUUCAGUAAUAGAAAUAGAUUUUCUUCGUUCUGAUAUAUUUGAAGAGGUCCUGAACUACAUGUACACAGCAAAGAUUUCCGUGAAAAAAGAAGAUGUUAACUUAAUGAUGUCAUCGGGUCAGAUUCUUGGGAUCCGGUUUUUGGAUAAACUCUGUUCUCAGAAGCGGGAUGUAUCUAGUCCGGAUGAAAAUAAUGGGCAGUCAAAAAGUAAGUAUUGCCUCAAAAUAAAUCGUCCCAUCGGAGAUGCUGCUGACACUCAGGAUGACGAUGUGGAAGAAAUUGGGGAUCAAGAUGACAGUCCUUCUGAUGACACCGUAGAAGGCACACCCCCAAGUCAGGAGGACGGCAAGUCGCCCACAACAACACUCAGGGUUCAGGAAGCGAUUUUGAAAGAGCUGGGGAGUGAGGAAGUUCGGAAAGUCAAUUGCUACGGCCAGGAAGUAGAAUCCAUGGAGACCCCAGAAUCAAAAGAUUUGGGGUCACAGACCCCUCAAGCCUUAACAUUUAACGAUGGGAUGAGCGAAGUGAAAGAUGAACAGACACCAGGCUGGACAACAGCCGCCAGUGACAUGAAGUUUGAGUAUUUGCUUUACGGCCACCACCGGGAGCAGAUCGCCUGCCAGGCAUGUGGUAAGACAUUUUCCGAUGAAGGCCGAUUGAGGAAGCACGAAAAACUCCACACUGCGGACAGGCCGUUUGUCUGUGAGAUGUGUACAAAAGGUUUCACCACACAAGCCCACCUGAAAGAACACCUCAAAAUCCACACGGGAUAUAAGCCCUACAGUUGUGAGGUGUGUGGAAAAUCAUUUAUUCGUGCCCCAGACUUAAAGAAGCACGAGCGAGUUCACAGUAACGAGAGACCGUUUGCGUGCCACAUGUGUGACAAAGCCUUCAAACACAAGUCCCAUCUCAAGGACCACGAAAGAAGGCACAGAGGGGAAAAGCCUUUUGUGUGUGGCUCCUGCACCAAGGCCUUUGCCAAGGCGUCGGAUCUGAAAAGGCACGAGAACAACAUGCACAGUGAAAGGAAGCAAGUCACGCCCAGCGCCAUCCAGAGCGAGACGGAGCAGCUGCAGGCCGCGGCCAUGGCCGCCGAAGCCGAGCAGCAGCUGGAAACGAUAGCCUGUAGCUAGAGGUGAGGGACCGGACGCUCUGCCUGGGAGCAGAUGGAGCUCGCAGUGGAUCAUAAUGAAUGAACGCAGUUACUAUAUUUUUGUGGAGAUGUAUGGAACUCACUGGACUGAAGACAGUGCUUGCUGCGGUAUUUUUAAAACUUUUCCAGGAAAUGAUAUUCCUGAGUUCUGACCAAACAGUCCCGCUGUCCUAUCUGGUGUCUAGUAUUCAUGUUACCAGGCCCACUCCCCCACUUUAUUAUGAUUUUAAUUUGAGAACUGUGUUGGAAGUGAGAGACAUCUAUUCCAUUUUACGUUCCUCUUACACUCACUGGUGAGUGCCCUGCACAGAGUGAUAAGUAAAUUAAUUUCCUAAUCAUCACAAUUCUAUGUGACUUAUGGUCAAAACAGCAGUUUUAAUAACUUAAAGUGCUUCAGACGCUGACAAUAUCAGUGGGUGGUUGACCAGGAACACCGGGCAAAGAUGAAAAGUUCUGGAAAUGCAGAAUGGUAGUAGAUUUAAAUUUGGUUUGUUAAUUUUAUAUGGCUGUUUUUUCACUUUUUUUUUUUUGUGUGUGUGUGUGUGUGUGGACAAAUAAUGGUUGCUUUGCUGAAGGGUUUCUUCAUCAGUUUUGAUGGCCUUGUACCUACCCCAGAAGCUGUAGUCAUACAUCCUGAAGGCUCAGCAAACCCACCAGAAGGCUGGUGGUCUCGAGGCUGAGUUCUUAGGUUGUUUAGGCAUGGCUGCUCUGCACCAGCUGGGAUUUGUGGAGCGAACCAGUGGUGAGAGGAGUAGAAAAGACCAGGUUUUACAUCUGCAACUAUUCCAAGAUUGGUAGAUUGAAGUCAUUCUUAAUUGCUUUUGGAAUUGGAUUUUUGUUUAGGAUCAAAAUUAGGACAAGAACAGGUAAUGUUUCUUCAGAUCCAUUUGUGUAACGUGUAACUUACAGAAUGUCGUCAAGCUUUGGGGCUCUCUGCAGCACGUGAUUAACUCAAAAAGAAGAUGCAAUCUGCUUAAUUUGAAAUCAUUUAAGCGUGUAAAUAGUGUUGGUCUUACAUAGUCCAAGUAAAAGCAGAUAGCUGCACUUUUUUUUUUUUUGCACGUUGGAUUAAAGUAACUUCCAUCAGCAACAAACGUCAGACUGUUUAUAACAAAUGUUAAAGAUUGUCAGGCCAAAUGUUUGUUUAGAAGGAUAUUUCAUCACUGGUUACCAUUUUUGCCUUUUCAAAGCCGUAAAGCAGAACUCUGUUCCAGGUUUGGUGUCCUAAAUGUUCUUUUAACCAUUUCUUUCAGAAUAUAUUGAAAUGCCAAUAAUAGUUUGAAUUAUGUUCUGUAAUAAAGUAUUAGUCAAUUACUUUAGAAUAUGUAGUAUCGAAGAAAAUGUCAACUUUUUAAAAUUCAUUUUUGGUUGCUAGGAUUUUUAAAAAAUGUAUUAAAAGCAAUUUCAUUUCAUAGCUUGUUGCAUUAACACCUGUAAUUACUAUUGUGGGAGGAAUUUUAUUUUUAAAAUUGGUGUAAAUGUUAUGCCCAAGAUCGUAGGAUGAAGAUGCUGCCUUUUUAAAAAAAUUUAUUUAUUGGUAAAAUGUUUAGCUUAAAAUUAAUUUAAUUUCUUGAAAAUUGUUCCUUCUGUACCGAGAGUAGUCCUGUCACUGUGUUUUUAUGUUGUUAGCAGGAGGAGAACUGAUUGCUGUUCCAGGCUGUUUUAACCAAAGCAGAGGAAAAAUAACAUCAGUAGCUACUUCAACAAACCUUAUUUCGAGGCUUCAUUUUUGUAUCGAAAAGAAAGUAUAAUUCUGUCAUUCCUGUUUUCAUAGCAAGCUUCCACAUACCCAGGUUUCUACCAAAAUCUAACUUGCUGUACUAUCUUGAUCUUGGUUUUACAGAUUUGCAAAUUAAACGUGUGGUAUUAACCCCCACUGAAAAUACAUAAUCAGGGUGGUACCUCCCCCCACCCCCCAAAGAUGGCUUAAUUUUGAACACCUUAUUUGUAUUAUGCAGAUAUUUACCAUUUGGCCCAUUUUGCAUGAGAAAUAUACCUGUGUUAUUUCUACCAGUGGUGGCAUUGGGUUUGUACUGUGCAUUGGGGUGUAUGUUUUCUUGGAAUAUUUUUAGUAGCAGCAGCUCUCUUCUUUGCUGAUGCUGCCUCUCCACACUCCGUAGGCCCCAGGAUAGUGAAGCCAUCAUGUUAGAUGGUUCACAGAUACCUCAGAACCAUGGAGGUUGAUUCUGAAUUAUGGUUACAUGGUUACUCUGAGUCUGCAACAUACAGGGAAGGGAAAGUCUAAACUUCAACCAAUAUUACUACCUUUUCAUUAUUUACAAAUCACUGACUUUUUCCAUUUGUACAAAGAGAGUGUCCAUACACUUGAACUUUUUAAUGCAUUUAUUGGCACUGAUCAAGUGAGGGAAUUUUAGGAAGUUUAAAUUUAAGGUACUUUGCCUGCAGUUAACUUGGUCAUUAAUUUAGAAUUGUUAGAAAAUUCAGAAGUGACCGUCAAGUGGGCUUGAUACAAACAUUUACUGUCUUGUUAGGAAAAAAAGAUUGAGAUGAGGGUAAAUGAAGCAAAUUUAUGUAGUGGUUAUUUUGUUCAGGUAUCUGUAAGUUGUCAUGUGAAGCUGGAAUGCAUUUUCCUGUAGUACAAUGUUAGUGGUGGUUAGUUCUCAGCCUCCUGUGAGGCUAGUAUAAGCCUGGUAGGACUAGUAUAAGUAUAAUAAGGGGCGUUCUGUAGAGUUCUAAGUCCUGGGAGGAGUCAGAGCUAUGGCUUCUAGAAAAGAAUGGGGACUCUCACUUUCCUCUCUGAAAUCUGUCUCCAUUUUUUGCAUGCCCUUUUGUAACUGGGAACUUCCUCCUCUGGAGCUGCUCGGUGUGAGGUUACUCCUGCAUCUAUGAGAGAGCUCUCUCAGGUGGGUAAAGGUGGGGUUGCCUGCUCAACAUGUGUGGUGUAUCAGGUGCGAGGCUGGAUCCUGGAGAAACAAAGACAGGACAGGUUUGACCCCUGCCUGGUGGAUUGAGUGUGCCCUGUCCAGUCUUACACAUUCUUCUUAAAGAUGAGUAUGGCAUUUGCCUGCACUGUUACCUGUGAUUCCUUAAAGGCUGCCAUACUGGUCCUGUCCAAGUGCCCUGAAUGUAAGUUUUCAGCAGCUGAGUGUUUUUGUGAUCUUGAGAGAUAGUCCCAAUUACCAACAUUCACUGAAAUACUCCCAGUACAGUGAGGAUGUGUGGUUAGGUGGAAAGGCUUUUCAAGUCAAACUUGGAUGUAGGUCUUGGUUCUGUUUCUCAACGUGUAGAUUCAGACAUGUUAACCCCCCUGAGCCGGUUCGUCAUUUCUAAAAUCGAGAGAGGGGUUUCUGCCUCCUGGUCUACCAUGGAUUAAAUGUGUAACCAGUCCAAAACAUUCAGCCCACCACCCACUGCUUUUUAGGUGCACUGUCAAUGCUCCCUUCCUAUAGAGCAUUCUCAGAGGAGCAGACAGAAGCAAAACUGAAGUUCUCUUCUGCCUUUGGCAUUUGUCAGUUCUACUGUUGCUGGCCCCGAGCUGUAGACUUAGACCUCUUUAAGUCUUCUUAACUGAAAGUACUACAGAAGCUGUGUUUAUCUGGACACUUCUGUAAGCAACCCCUUUGCAGCAAAACUUAACAUAUUUGUCUUAGAGUUUUCUUUGGUCUUGUAAUCUCCCAUCAUUUGUACAUUUUAAAGUAGGUCAUUGGAGUGCAUUCAGGUGUGAACACUGGCCUCUUUGGAGGGCUCCCUGCUCUUUGCAAUUGUGGCUCUGCCAUCACAGGUGGUUCUGAUUUUGAAGGCUGACUUUUUAGUCUCAUACAUACAUGAAAUCAUGUAUUUAAAAAAUAUUUUUAUAUUAUGCUUUUCGAAAAUUAGGCAUAUUUGGGGGUGCGUCCAACUGUUCUCUGUCUAGUUUGUGUAAAUUCAAGAAUGAUCUGUUGCAUUCCCCCUAAAGGGGCUUUGACUACGACCCAGGAAUUCGAAUUUUCCUUUUAGUUCCAGAGUAAGGGUUUACUCAUUCACUUUGCUUUUUUUUGGAGGACAUCUCUAUUAAUCUUAUGCAAAAAUACUUCCUGUAGAGUAAGACUGAGGCAUAUUGGUUGACAAUUAUUGAAGGGCAUCGGACUAGGUGCUAGGACGUAACAGCACAGUGAGCAAGAACGGCGCCGUCCCUGCUGCCCUGGAGCUUAUCAUCUGGAAUGGAAUGCUUUCCUCUCCAAGUUUUACAAAAUUUUACAAGAAUUUACAAAUGAUUACAAAUGUACAAAAUGCUUUCUGAAAAACUGCUGUGGUAUGUAUUUUAAUUGAGUUCAUGGAACAUACUUUAGAAAGUAAUUAAGGGGUUUUGAUAAAUUGUCAUAAUUUAGUAGUACUGACAUGAGCAUUCCUAAAUGACUUUUGUGAAUGUAUACUGA